Messenger RNA from Neltuma alba, 1619 nucleotides. RefSeq names its product protein PHLOEM PROTEIN 2-LIKE A10-like. The record is from RefSeq and is a predicted model, not a curated record. Lineage: Eukaryota; Viridiplantae; Streptophyta; Magnoliopsida; Fabales; Fabaceae.
GAUCAAAUGCGUCAACCUGCUCGAGUCGCACGAAGAGCCAUCGAUUCACGCCGGCCGUUGAAGAUUUUAGUUUCGGUAAGUUUCCCAGACAUGUUCUCUGGGCUUUGAUCAUCUUUAUCCAACUAUAUGUUUUCAUCCCCUCUGCCUGCCACGUCCCGAGCUUCACACUCGUCAAUCCCAAGAAAUUUCGGUCCUCAUAAUUUGCAAAAUCUAGGGUUUCUGUUGCGGCAUUUCGCCUGCUAUGGACCUUCCGUUGCUGAGGAAGGGUUUAAAUUUCUCUCGGCGAAACAAAAACUGGCUUAUUUUACUUGCUGUUUUUGGGGCCUCCGGCUAUGGAGCUUACAGGGUCUAUCACUUGCCCUCUGUUUCGAGGAGGAGGAAACGGUUUAUGAAGCUCCUGGGAGCCCUCAUUUCUCUUGCUGAAAUGGUUUCCGAUUCUGCUGACACGAUUGCCAUUGUCUCCAGGGACAUGAAGGAAUACUUGAGUUCUGAUUCCAAUGAAAUUCCUAAUAGUUUGAAGCAAAUUUCGAAAAUUGCAAGAUCGGAGGAGUUCUCUGCAUCAUUGUCUAGAGUUACAGAGGCAUUACUUGCUGGGAUUCUGCGUGGAUAUGAGUCCCACAAGAGAAAUGAUCCUAACUCGGAGAUGGCUCCGGCCGCUUCCACCUUUUCGGAUAGGGUAUUGGAAAGACUUUUCUCCAAGGCUGGAACUGGUUUUGUCUCUGUUGUCGUAGGUAGCUUUGCGCGGAAUCUGGUUUUGGGCUUUUACUCUCAUGGCGGAUCGAUCGAUAACUACAAUGAAGGGGCUUUGUCGACGUCGUCGGAUGUACCUGGAUGGGUUAAUGUGAUUUGCAAUGACAAAUGUCGCCAGGUGCUAGGAGAUUGCGUACAAAUCUUUGUAAGCACUGCUGUUACCGUUUUUCUUGACAAGACAAUGGAUGUCAAUACUUAUGAUGAAUUUUUCACUGGACUGACCAAUCCGAAGCACCAGGAGAAGGUCAGGGACAUUCUGGUUUCUCUAUGUAACGGUGCCGUGGAAACAUUUGUUAGAACAUCUCACGAAGUAUUGACAAAUCCAAGUGUAAAUUCAAAUCCAUGUUCGCCCUCGUCUUCAGUUGUUCAUGUGAAUGAAUAUCCGGCUGCAACAGAAGACGGAUGCUUGAAGCGAGAAGCAUAUUUUCGGCAAAUUAUUGGAAGCUCUAUUAACGGAGUUCAGGAUAAUACUUGGCUUGAACAGAUCUCAUCAACGCUAUUAGUGCCAGCGAACCGAAAAUUUGUGCUUGAUGUGACAGGGAGAGUGACAUUCGAAACGGUUAGAUCGUUCAUGGAGUUUCUGUUAUGGAGGAUAACAGAUUGCACGAAAAGAAGUCUGAGUAAAGUUCAUGACGAGACCGUUGGCAAAGGAUGGCGUGUCAGAUAUGUUGGCGCCAAAUCAUCCGUUAUUCUUACAUGUCUUGCAAUGUAUUUACAUAUUCUUGGUGGUAGUAGGAUUGCCGUGCCUGCCUAGUUUGAUGAUUAUUUCAAACCCAUAAAGCAUAGUACUUUUAGAACCUAGGGACAGCAAAAAUUUGAUGUUAAACGCCUAUAUUCUUUUCAAGUAUUAUAAAUAGAGUUAAUAUGGU